CAGUUCCAAUUACUCUGACCGGCGCUGGAACUGCUACCAGCGGCUCGCCAUUCCUUUCGUAAAAUUCUGCUUCAAGACAUCCGCGAGACGGCGUUCGUCAACUCGAUGACGGCUGCGGGAGUGACGUACGCCAUCACGCAGGCGUGUAGCAUGGGCCAGCUUCUGCAGUGCACCUGUGACUCGUCAACGCCACGACACGCCCCACCCGACCAUCCAGGUGAAUGGCAAUGGGGUGGCUGUGGCGACAAUAUAGACUUCGGGUACACAAAAUCUAAAGAAUUCAUGGAUGUAAAGGAUAAACGAAAAAGUGACCUUAAAACACUGGUCAAUAUGCAUAACAACCAGGCUGGUCGUUUGUCAGUGAAGAAUUUCAUGCGGACGGAAUGUAAGUGUCAUGGUUUAUCCGGCUCGUGCACGUUGAAAACCUGUUGGCGAAAAAUGCCCAUCUUCCGCGAAGUCGGAAAUCUGUUGAAAGAAAAGUUUAACGGAGCUGCUCGCGUGAUGGCGGGUAACGAUGGACUUUCGCUUAUUCCCGCAGAGGGUAAAACGAUAAAACCGCCCCAAGAAAUGGAUCUCAUAUACUCCGAGUCUUCUCCAGACUUCUGCGAGGCUGAGAAAAAUACAGGUUCUUUGGGGACACACGGUCGAGAAUGCAAUCACACGUCUAUUGACGUCGGAGGCUGUGAUCUCUUAUGCUGCGGCAGAGGCUAUCAAAAAUUCCAGCAGACGGUGAGAAGAAACUGCAAGUGUCGAUUUCACUGGUGCUGCGAAGUGGAAUGCGAGAUCUGUCGCAGCAUCGAGACUGUUUACAAAUGCAUAUGAAGACUGGUUGACUCGCGCACACCGCGUUGCCAGAAGUUUCCUAUAGCCAAGUGAAUCUCUGGCGAUAUGCUUAUAUUCUCUCAUCAAGCGCUUUCGAAAAGCAACCUUGGAGCUUGACAGGUGGUGCUGUUGUAUCACGGAAUGUGACAUUCAUGCGUAGUCUAACAAAGUAUAACUUGCUACUCGCUGGCAGUCUAUGUAUGCAUAAAUGUUUGCCUGUAGGUGGGUGCAGCGAAAUAUACUACCCAUCGUAUUAAUGGUGAUUCAUGUCAUCGAGUGCGUAGCAUCUAGCUGUAAUACCUGUUGAUCGGAGUCGUCGUCAUUUCCCGAUGUAGCACGCAUAUACUAUAGCCGGCUAUUAGCCUGACGUGAAUGCGUGUAAUAUUUUAUACCGUCUGCGUUGGUCUGUAUUAAUUUACUUUAUGCCAUGCUAUGAUGAAUAAACAAUGUUUUAUAUGUGUUUACGACUCCCCUAUAAUCAAUCUGGUAGUAAGGAAGUUGAUACAGUCAAGAUUUGGGAACGCUUUAUAAUGACCCAUGAGCUACUGCCAUAAUGUGGUACCGACGAGAUCAUAGUGGUACCCAGCAGUGCAUCUGAGUGGUUUUCGCUUCGAGUGAAUCGCACAGUUACGAAACAGGACUGAUUGCGCUUCGAAUUGGUUACACUCGAACUGAUCAUCAGUAGACAACCAGAACAUUGCUCUCAAUUCCCGCAUUGAUUCCAUUCACGAAAGGUUUGAUGAUACGUUAAAAUAAAAAAGGCAUUAGUAAAUAACACGAUCGAUUGAUAUUCGAUUGAAUGAUACCACGAUGAUCCUUUGCCCUUUUUUCGGUCCGUUUAGUUUUUCGUUUAUUAGCAUAUCAGUGUGCAGUUUAUACCGUUGAGGCGGCUGCUGCUACUGCUGCUGCUAUCAAAAUAUUUACGUUAGCAUAUGGUUACUUAACCCUACUUAACCGCAUGCAACGUAUCAACCCUUCUUUGUAGCUCUUACAUUCAGCAUCAACAAGCGUGGUUUCUUUAUAAUUAACUUGGCACUCACGGCGCGUUUGAAAUUUCAACCUAUGCUAAUGUGUUUUUACGUACGAUGUGUUUUCUGUUUAUUCACAACCGCAGACGUGUGCAUCUCUCUCAGCGUAUAUCGCGUGGGUUUGUAAUGAUAUUGUUUUUAGUAUUUUGUGAUUGAUACUUAUCGGACUCCAAGCAUACGACUAUAUCGAUAAAUGUACCUGUCAGCUCUGCACGUUACGAAGCUGCCAGAGUGAUGGAACCGUCUAUUCGUAAGGUCAUUUAACGCAUCCUUAGGGGUUAAAAUAGUUAUUGAGGGAUCGUCAUGAACCGAACCGAAAAUAAGCCAACAUCAGCAUUGUGAUGCAGGCAGGACCCCCCGGUUUAACCGGUCUUCACCAGACCAACAACAUCGUGAGAGCCAGCCAUCUUCCUGAUGCUAGCGGCGUUUUUAGAAAAUGGUUAUUGUCUGACAUGGUGUGGAAAGAUGCAAAGCGAAGAUGAUAUUCGCUUUACUUCGUUUUGGACCGUAUUGACGCGAACGUCUGGGCUAACGUUAAUCUCGCAAUGACAAAUUAUGUAGGACUGACGAUAUAGCUAUUACGUGUAUUAAAUUAUAUAAUUGCCAUGGAUGUGCAUCCACUGCUCUAUCAUACUGAGGAUUUUGAGUAGAAUCUGUUAGUGCAAUGUAAAGGGAAAUUAAGAGAAAUUCACUCUUUGUCUGUAACUGAAAAAACUAGGGGUGAAUUAACAUUAUCAAAAAUCAGGGAUGAGUCUGUCACUAUAUUCACCUCCUGGUAAAAUCGAAUAUUAUCAUCAUCGUAUAAUUGCGCGUAGACUACUGUAAGUUGUUUAUGGUUAGUCCGACUAUAUAUCUAUAUAUAGUCAAUUAUAAUCGAUAUAAUCGAUAACAGAUUGAAAAGUAGCUUUUAAAGCAGACACGCAAUGUACAUAUCUUGCAACUUUCGUGAUAGCAUGAAUAAACUCGAUCUACUUUAACGAAUAUUCAUGGUUUUGUCUUAAAAAAAUAGGUUUCACAUCUUAACAUAAAAUAUAUUAAUAAUUAUGACGAGUGGGUGAAUAAACGGAGGUGGAAAAUGCCAGUCGGCAUUGUAAACUUACGAAACACCAACUACAACACAUGUAUAUAUUAUCGCUACACAGGAAGCGCAAACAAUUUAAAUUUAUCAUUAUAAGUAUCGACGUAUAAUACCAGAUACGAGUAGGCUGAAAUAUAGCUAAUAAAUCUUUGUUAGAAAUUUAUUUUGCAAACAUUUCAAAAUCGAAUCUCUCUGUGUAGUGGGCGAGAAAGCUGACUAGGCACCUCAUGCAUCAAGUACUCGCUUACUGACCUAGGCACUUAUAGCUAUUAGUUUUAUGUAUAUUUGUAUCUGCUGCUUCAUCAAGUUUAUUUGUAUAUAAGUGUAAAAGAUGCAAGGAGUGGAAUAAAUAUAGCGCUGGCUUCUUA
Messenger RNA from Priapulus caudatus, 3296 nucleotides. Its product is annotated as protein Wnt-6-like. Gene Ontology annotation, cellular component: extracellular region. The record is from RefSeq and is a predicted model, not a curated record. Gene Ontology annotation, biological process: canonical Wnt signaling pathway; neuron differentiation; multicellular organism development. The coding region runs from base 106 to 822 and encodes 238 amino acids. The transcript is spliced from 4 exons. NCBI's taxonomy places the organism in Eukaryota, Metazoa, Priapulida, Priapulimorpha, Priapulimorphida, Priapulidae. Gene Ontology annotation, molecular function: cytokine activity; frizzled binding.